AUGGAAAAGACAAUUGAAUAUCUUCGACGUGACAAGAGGGAUGUAUUAGAUACAUUUGGAAUUCAAAACUGCUAUGAGAUUCUCGAGAAAGGGCAUUCCAAAUCAAUCGGUUCAUUCCUUGUCUCAAUCCUCCGUCCAUUUUCUGAAGACCUUGACUGCUCUGAAUUUAAUACUCUUCUUAAGAGAAUGCAACAUGAAAAAUUGAAUUGGGAUAAUUCUUUUUAUGUCCGCGGCAUUUCUACCCAUUUGCAAUCCCCUAUAUGGAUUUUUUGGUUGAAUGACGUUCUUUCCACAUUUGCCCCUAUUUUGAAGAAGUGUGAGAUUUAUACUGCAAUCUAUGUAUCCCAAUUUGCUUAUGCUAGGAAUGUCUCCCUGCUCAAAGGAUUCUUAGAGCGGUGGUCACCCGACACCAACACUUUUCAUCCCAUUUACGGCGAACUUGGGAUCUCUUUAUGGGACCUUCAUCGCAUUAGCGGGCUCCCCAUCCGUGGUGAGUUUUAUGAAGAGUUCACCCCCUCCAAUGACAUUUUAUAUUCGUCCCAGACAUCCAAGGCAUGCCUUGGGCUUUUCAACAUUUAUGCCAGCUCUUUUCAAUCCAAGAAGUUUAACCACUGGACUUUCAAAUUCAUUGAUGAAUCCUUAACUUCGAUUAGUGGCUUUCAACGAAAAGAUAAAAUCCCUGAUGAUGUGUAUCUUUCUGGUUUCUUGGCGAGCUGGCUUAGCAAAUUUGUCUUCCCUCACUCUUCCGGGGAAAUUCGUCCGACUACGUUUCAUGUAGCCACCAAAAUGGCCGGUGGAACCUUAUUUAGCUUGGCCAUCCCUGUCCUUGCGUACCUCUAUCAUUCUCUUGGUAAAAUGGCAUCAUCACCUUCACUUGGGAAGGAAAAUAUUCAGGGUCCUUUGCAUUACCUUUUUGGAUGGAUUUCACUAUAUUUUGUUAAGACUUACUCUCAUGGGGAUCCUUAG
Messenger RNA from Camellia sinensis, 966 nucleotides. The record is from RefSeq and is a predicted model, not a curated record. NCBI's taxonomy places the organism in Eukaryota, Viridiplantae, Streptophyta, Magnoliopsida, Ericales, Theaceae.